This is a messenger RNA of Thelazia callipaeda (thelaziosis nematode), 438 nucleotides long. The record is from the annotation of a GenBank genome assembly. NCBI's taxonomy places the organism in Eukaryota, Metazoa, Nematoda, Chromadorea, Rhabditida, Thelaziidae.
AUGACACCUUCAAAAGCCAAUAACGAGGGUUCUGAAAAUUCACUUUCAAAAACCAAAAAGACUGAAGAUUCACCUUCAACAGUGAAAGAAGAUCCAUCUUCAAAACCAAGCAAGAAGACCAAGAGUCGUCACCGUCGCCAUAACUUGGACUCGUUCUCGGUCUACCUUUAUCGCGUGCUACAAGAGAUCCAUCCAGACAUCGGGAUUUCUUCUAAGGCAAUGAAUGUGAUGAACUCAUUCGUCAAUGACCUGUUUGAUCGCAUCUCCAGGGAGGCUAGCAAGUUGUUGCGUUAUAACAACACGCGUACGAUUACGGCUCGUGACAUCCAAACAGCUGUUCGUCUAUUGCUACCUGAUGGAUUAGGACGACAUGCGGUUUCUGAAGGUAUGAAAGCAAUCGCGAAGUAUAGCGGUUCGAAAAUGAAGGAUACAAAGUGA